This is a messenger RNA of Hansenula anomala, 1479 nucleotides long. RefSeq names its product Zn(II)2Cys6 transcription factor domain-containing protein. Gene Ontology annotation, molecular function: DNA-binding transcription factor activity, RNA polymerase II-specific; zinc ion binding. Gene Ontology annotation, biological process: regulation of DNA-templated transcription. The transcript is spliced from 5 exons. The coding region runs from base 1 to 1479 and encodes 492 amino acids. The record is from RefSeq and is a predicted model, not a curated record. NCBI's taxonomy places the organism in Eukaryota, Fungi, Ascomycota, Saccharomycetes, Phaffomycetales, Wickerhamomycetaceae.
AUGAAUUCAAAUGAGAUCGAAUUAGCACUUGUACCCAUACAUGAGUACAAUAAGAAAAGUAUUGAGGCUAAAAUUAAGCAAGGAAAAACAAGAGAGAGUUACAACUUACAAGGUUUAAUGGCAAUUGCAAUAAUUAAAAAGAAGAAUCAAGUAGACUCUACAUUAAGUGUUCAUGAGUUUAUUGAGAAUUUUGUUCAUGAAAAUGAUCAAAUUGAAGAAUUGUCUCAAAUUAAUGCUACUACUAUAAGCACUGAGAAAGAAUCAACAGAGAGGUCACUGGAGGAAGCACAUUCAAUUGUUACACACUUGGGGAAUAAAUCAUCUAUAAUCAAAGCAUGUUUGAAUUGCAACAAGAGACACAGAAAAUGCAAUAAGACACAACCUAUUUGUGGUCCUUGUCUUAUAAGAGGUUUGAAAUGUCAAUGGAAUUCAGAAAAUCUUCCUGUAAAGAACUCUCCUGAAACCUUGAAAGAAAACCUUGCUAGUGAACCUCAGAAGAUGAGCUUAAGAAAAAAAGAUAAUGAGAAUAAUAACCUUGAUGAGUUAUCAAGGGCUUCACAAACUGAAACCUCUGAUAAGAAUGAAUCCCAAGUUAUUCCCCAAAAACGGAAGAUUUCAAACUCAUGCUCAAGUACCCGAAAACCAACUUCAAAGAAGCAAUGUAAGGUUUCAAAUCCACCACUAAAAGACUCAGAUGAAAAACUUCAAUUUAGAAUUCCUACAAUCAAAAGAUUCUACCCAUUAUUAUCAUCAUUAAACAUUGAUACAACAGCAUUGGAACUUUAUGAAUAUGUUAAAAUCAAAUAUGAUCCUAUGGAUUUAUUAAGCUGUUUAAAAGUUUUCAUGGAAAUGGAUUCAAACAAGAUGAAUCUUGGAAUUAUCAAGAUUUUAACAUUUCAAGUCAUUGAAAAUAUUAAUUGUUUCCAAAUCUCAUUAGUUGAUCAAUUAAUUGAUUGUUGUGUCAAUAUUUUUAAAUAUCAAACACAUCAUCAUAAAGAUCCAAUAGAGAUAAUUAAUUUUAAAAAUCAAUGUUGUGUUAAAAUAAUGAGAAAAUUAUCAAGUUUGGAUGUUGUACUAUUCCAUGAAGCUUUAUUAAUCUCAGUUUGUCUAUAUUUGAAGAUUUUAAUCAGUUUAAUGGAUUUGAAUUUUAGUUUCCUCAAGAAAUAUUCAAAACAUGCAUUUAUGGAAUUUUAUACCUAUCAAAGAUAUAAUUUUACAGCUUCUACCAAAGCUAGAACUAUAAAGUUAUUGAUUAAAGAGUUCAAAUAUGAUGUUGAAUCAUUAAAAUGUGUUAUCAAAGGAUUAUUUAAAAAAUUGAACACCUUUAAACCAGAUGUUGGAAAGAUUAAUGAAAACAAAUUAAACAAAUAUAAACAACUACAAAUAUUCAUUGAUGCUUCAUUAAUCAUCAUUAAUGAUAUUGAUCUAUUAAAAUGUUUUAAAAACUUGAAACUCGAAUGGAUUCAUAAAUCAUGGUAA